This is a messenger RNA of Microcebus murinus (gray mouse lemur), 4199 nucleotides long. It is a transcript of the gene SFI1, whose product is annotated as SFI1 centrin binding protein. Lineage: Eukaryota; Metazoa; Chordata; Mammalia; Primates; Cheirogaleidae. The record is from RefSeq and is a predicted model, not a curated record. Gene Ontology annotation, molecular function: phosphatase binding.
CCGGCGCGGGAUGGCGGCUGAGGCGCGCUGGGGCGGGAGUGGGCUGCGCGGGCCGCAGCAGUCCCGGCCGGAUCGGCCGGCUUCCGCCGAGACUUCUGCCAGCGCCGAGCCCGAGUGCUCGGCUUCCCCAGUUAGAAGGAGAAGAUAAAAGACUUUUUGAUUCAUGAGGAAUCUGGUUACUAAGAAGUACCUAUCAAGCCACUGGUUGAAUUUCCAUGAAAAAGUGAUUAAGCAGAGAAUGGAGAAGAAGGUUGAUUCCAGGUCUUUUAGGGAUGGUGCUGCUAAGAAACCAAAUAUACUGUCCAGCAAGAAGCCGCCUACAUUUUCCGGGAUCCGGAGGAAGGUACCUAGCGCCAGUCUUCCAGUGCAAUAUCACGCAUCACGUACGUGGACCCGACGGGGCCGCUUAAAAGAAUUGCGUGUCAGAUGCGUGGCCAGAAAGUUCUUGUAUUUGUGGAUUCGAAUGACUUUCGGAAGAGUAUUUCCCUCUAAAGCCAGGUUUUACUAUGAACAGCGAAUAUUACAGAAGGUCUUUGAUGAAUGGAAAGAAGAAUGGUGGGUUUCUCAUCAUGAGUGGAAACUGUGUGUUCGAGCCGACUGUCACUAUAGAUAUUACUUGUACAACCUGAUGUUCCAGACCUGGAAGACCUAUGUGCAUCAGCAGCAGGAGAAGAGGAGCAAGUACAUCAGAGCUGAGAGUCAUGAUGCAAGGCAAAAGAUGCGACAGGCCUGGAAGUCCUGGUUCAUCUAUGUGGUGGUUCGUAGGACCAAACUUCAGAUGCAGAUCACCGCUCUGGAGCUUAGGCAGCGGAGUAUCUUACGGAUGUGGUGGAGCGAGUGGAGGCAGCGACUAGGACAGGUCCGUGUAAGCUGUGCCCUCCACGCCUCUGCUGACAAGCGCAGGGCCCUGAGCCUCCAGCUGCGGGCUUGGUCACAGUGGCGGGAACAGUUCCUGCAUGACCAGAGAGAGAAAGAGAAGAUGGUCUCUGCAGUGAAACACCAUCAGCACUGGCAAAAGCGGAGAUUCCUGAAGGCCUGGCUUGAAUACUUGCAAAUCCGCAGGAUGAAGAGACAGCAGAACGAGAUGGCUGAGCGAUUCCAUCAUGUCACUGUGCUCCAGAUACACUUGUGCAGUUGGCAGUGGGCCUGGCAGCGGAGGGAGAGCUUGCACGCCCACCGCGCCCGCGUGGAGGAGCUGGCCCGGAGGAUGGCGCUGCGGCGGGCCUUGACGCGCUGGAAGCACUACAUGCUGCUGCAUGGGGAAGAAGCUGCCCAGCGUGAGAUGGCAGAAGAGCACCGCAGGCACAGCCUGCUGAAUUUUGGCUUUAGAGCCCUAAAAGACAAUGUGACCCGUGCCCAUCUCCAUCGAAUAAGGAGGAAUCUCGCUUGCCAGCAGCAUGAUGUCACGCUGCUGCGCAGGUUCUGGAACCUCUGGCAGUCUCGGAUUGAGCAGAGGGAGGAAAAAGAGCAUCUCCCCUUGCUGUGUGCCGCCUGGGACCACUACAGGAUAACAUUGCUAUGCAAGUGUAUCAAGUUGUGGUUACAGUAUACUCAGAAGCAGCGAUACCAGCAGUUGCUGCAGGCCAGAGCAGACAGUCAUUUCCAGCAGAGAGCCCUGCCCGCCGCCUUCCACGCAUGGUAUAGACUCUGGAGAUGGCACCAGCAGGAAAGAGUCCUCCACACACGAGCAACACUGUUUCACAGGAAGACGUUAGAGAAGCAGGUAUUUGCCCACUGGUGGCAGAAGAUGUUUGUGCAUCGAGAAGACUGCUUAGCCGAGAGAAUGGCCAUCCUUCAAGCAGAGCGGCAGCUUCUGCGUAGGUCGUGGUCCACGUGGUGUCAGCAGGCAGCAGCACGUCACCAGGAGCGGGAGUGGCAAAUGGUGGCCUGUGCCCACCACGGCCACAGGAGGCUCAGGAAGGCCUUCUGCAUCUGGAGGGAAGGUGCUCAAGGGCUCAGAACAGAGAGGACGGGCAGGGCGCAGGCGGCAGAGUUCCACUCGGCGCGGCUCCUGCGUUGGGCCUGGAACCGGUGGAGGGAGUGCCUGGCCCUGCGGGGGGCCGAGCGACAGAAGCUGGUGCUAGCAGACCAGCAUCGCCAGCGCCGCUUGCUGCACAGGGCGCUGCGGACGUGGGUGACUUAUCAGGGCAGGAUGCGGCGUGUCCUACAGGAGGUGGCAGCCAGGGAGAGCCAGCACCACCGGCAGCUGCUGCGGGGUGUGUUACGUCGCUGGAGGGAGCACACUGUGGCCCGUGUGGAUGAAGCCAGGAAAACCUCCCUGGCCCGUGCUCACUAUAGAAGGACCAUGUGUUCCAAGGUCCUGGCCCAGUGGCGGGAGACUGCGUCAGUGCAGAUUUACUACCGACAGCAGGAGGACUGUGCCAUCAGGGAGGCCCGGAAGGUGCUGGACAGGGGCUGUCUCCGGACCUGGUUUCGGCGCUGGCGGGACCGCGGCCGGAGGGUGGCGCGGCAGAAGGUCCAGCUGGAGAGGGCGGCGCGCCACCACCACCGGCAGCUGCUGCUGGGGGCCGUGGCCGGAUGGAAGACGCACCAUCUGGGGUGUGUCAGGAAAAGGCUCCUGCAGUGGCAGGGCGCCCAGCUCCUGGCAUGGAGACUCCGCCGGGCCUGCUUCCACCAGUGGAGACAGCAGCUGGCGGCCAGAAGGCGGGAGCAGCAGGCCACGGCGCGCGCCCUGUGGUUCUGGGCCUUCUCGCUGCAGGCAAAGGCGUGGGCCGCGUGGCUGGGCUUCGUGCAGGAGAGGAGGAGGAAGAAGGCGCGGCUGGAGCGGGCGGCGCAGGCCCACCACCGGCAGCUCCUCGCCGAGGGCGCCGCAUGCCUCCUGCGCUUCGCGGCGGCCACGAAGGCCUCCCGGCAGCAGCUGCAGGCCCAGCAGCAGGUCCAGGCAGCCCACAAGCUCCACCGCGCCGUCCGCCACUGCGCCACGCUCUGGAAACAGAAGGUGCUGGGCUGCGGCAGGGAGCCUCGGCCCCCAGCACCCAUCGUGCCUAGCAGGAGAGUGACGUUUGAGGGUCCCCUUCUCGACCCAGCUGUUGCUGGGGCUGGGGAUGAUGCCACCAGGGAGACCAAGAGGCCACGAGCUCCUCAGCCUCGGGGAGCCCUGGGCAGCCUGGCCCUUGCCACGGGGGAGCCGCACCUCCCGGAGCUCAGUGCUGCCUGCUCAGCGAGGAAGCAGCCGCGACGCCCGCACUUUCUGCUGGAGCCCGUGCAGAGCCAGUGGUCCCUGGGGCGCGGCCUCCUCCAGAGGCAGGGGCCUGAAAAGCUGCAGGAGUGUGGCCUGAGCACGACCCCACCGGCAGGCCCUUUCCUGCUGAGAGCCACCCUGGCAGAGGCCCCAAAAGCACUGGUCCCCAGCACCCCCCUGCCUGGGGCCCUCUCAGGUGUUCCUGGCCCAAAGCUGCCCCCCACAGCAAGUACAGGCCCGGAGCUGCUGCUGCCUCCUUCCUCCUUCAUGCCCCGUGGGGCGGAAGCACCGGCCAGGGCGUCAGCUCUGGCGACCACCCCCAAGCUGAAGCCUCAGGCCCCCCCAUCCUUGGCCGCAGGCCCUGACCCCUAUCUGCUUCUCCCUGGGGACUUCACUGACACCAGGGCUGGGCCUGGCCCUGAAACUGCAGGCUGUGUGGACCUUGAGGCCGAGCUCGAGGGGAUCCAGCAGCAGUUACAGCACUACCAGGCCACCAAGCAGAACCUCUGGUCCUGUCAGCGGCAAGCGAGCAGCCUGCGCAGGUGGCUGGAGCUGAGCCGAGAGGAGCCCAGGCCCGAGGACCGGGAGGUGGAGCUGCAGGUGCAGCAAGAACUCGAGGAGGUGAGGCCCCAGGCUGCCCCCGUGCCCACCUGGCUGUGCUGCCUCUCAGCCCCGACUGUCCCACCCCCAGGUGGAGCUGCAGAUCCAGCAGCUGGCCGAGGAGCUCCAGGCGCAGCGACAGCCCAUCCGCGCCUGCGUCGCCCGCAUCCAGGCCCUGCGGCGGAGCCUGUGCUAGAGCGCUCGCCCCAGGGAGGCCUCAGGCCACCUUCGGGAACAGAAUGCAAAGCUACACUGAGUUUUAGCUUUUUAUUUCAAAAUGUUUUGCAAUUAAAUGAAUUACUGUUCAGAAGUCUCCCACUUUUCAUACAAAAAUACUGUGCUACUGAUACAGUUGAAAGAGUUCCAUGACUUCUCCUGCAGGAGAAAUCCACGGUGU